AUGUUUCAAAAUUUGUCUUUUCCCAGUGACGGUGACCACGCCCCUUCAACGAAUAACACGACGGCUAACAACACAUCCUACCCGCCGUCCUCGGCAUGCUCACCCAGUCCAGCCCCAGUGCCACCCACGCAACCGCCGCGCACACCGACUAACGAUGACAUUGAAGCCAUAAUCCAAAUGGCCACCUCUAAUACAUCCCGCAGCACCCCCGACGGUAGGGGUGGGCCAGGGGGCCCGCCUCGGGACACACGUACCCAGCUUUUCGUUGGAAAUCUACCCUACCGCGUGCGGUGGCAAGACCUGAAGGAUCUCUUCCGCAAAGCGGGAACUGUUCUUCGGGCCGACGUUUCUCUUGGACCUGAUAAUAGGUCUCGUGGAUAUGGGACGGUGCUACUGGCGACUGCAGAGGAUGCGGGGAGAGCAGUAGACAUGUAUAACGGCUAUGACUGGCAAACGAGGGUGCUGGAAGUGAGACCUGAUCGUCUGCCUGCAGGGAAUAGAGACUAUGCUGGCGCGGACAUUCCCCGCGACGAGUUUGACUAUGGUCAGCCGGCCGCGCAGUCCGUCGUUCCACCAUCGAUCACCACUUCUGCCGCCCCCAUAUUCCCUGCACAUAUUCAACCGCCUCUUAUGCAUGCUCGCUCCGUUCAGAGUCCACCAUCGCACCCUCAUUUGCACCUACACAGUCGCUCGAUUUCCAAUUCCAUCCUUGAGCAAGCGCUCCUUGACAAGUCGAUUUUCGAUCUUGAGCAACGCCCUGGGACGAGCGGGGCGAUAGAUGGCAGGAAUCACAGUGGGCUAGGCAGCGUAUUGGCAAGUAACAGAGAUAUCAUGAAUUCUAGUGGCUUUGCGAUGGGCCUAGGUGGAAAUCCACCAAAUAGAACUCUAUUCGUUGGGAACCUGCCGUUCCACGUACAAUGGCAAGAUCUUAAAGACUUAUUUCGACUGUCAGGGCCCGUACUUCGAGCAGAUGUUGCUCUCGCUGCGGAUGGUAGGAGUCGAGGGUUUGGCACCGUCGUAUUCCGCACCGAAGAGGAAGCUGAACGGGCGAGGCGGACGUUUGACGGCUAUGAUUUCAACGGUCGUACGCUGAAAGUCCACUUUGACAAAUUCUCGCAAUCGCAAGCCGCAUUGGGACCUCCCCCAUUCGACAUGUCCCUUCAACCAGAUUCGAUGGCUCGAAACUCGUCCCUACUUUCCGCCAACGCGUCUCUCCUUGAUGAAUACCAUAUGGGCAACGAUUUCCCUCGAAGUUACGCUGAAGACAUAGACUUUUUCCAAAAUAAGAUGAUGUCAACUCCCGUGUCGCCGAUGGCCCAGGAAAGCUCGCACGUAUCUCCCAGCCCUGCUCAUUCCCGAGCAUUUUCGAAUAGCAACGCUUUGCCCCCUCCUAUGAGCUCAUCGUCUCAACAACAGCCUUUCGCCUAUACACACUCACUCCCCCCGAGUCAGCCGUACUCUCCCAUCCACCAGCAUUCAUUCGCUGCAUCGUCAUCAUCAUCGCUCGCGCAGAGCCUGACGCAAAGUCCACUAGCUCAAUCCAUGCAAGCAUACCAACAUCCAGUCGCUCCUCGCGUUUCAGCCGCUCAGCAGCAGCGCAGCACUCAGCCUACUUCACUUUCACUCCCCGAGUCCCUCGCACCUACUUCCUACCCUUCGCCCUCACCGCAAAUGAAUACCUUGGCGGAGAUGAUUGCGAGCGCAAGUGGAUCUUCUGCGGGUUCGUUGCUGGACAAGCUGCCUAAAUCCGUCAGCGGAAUGUCGGGUCUCAGCAACAGCGAGAGCGAGUCCUUAUUAGCAAGUUUCCAAGAGAGGGAAAGAAGGGCCGCGAGGGACAGGGAUACAGAUCCGGUAGGGUACGAGUCUCUGUUGAGGCAGCAGGAACGCGCGCGAGCCCAUCUGCUCGCGGCCUAUGAGCCAGAUAAAGGGUAUAGCAACCCCACCUACGCCGAGCAGUCUCGUAGUUGGGAUAGACAGUGGGGAAAGAGGAGGGAGGCAGAUUUAGAUUGGGAAAGCAGUGAAGAUCGCGGGAGAGCGAUUUCUGGAAGGGAGCGAUCUACUUCACGGCGCGAUGAUCAGACUGGGUUGGACAUUGAUGACUUAGUGCGGUCGCUAACAUUGACCCACGGGGCCGAAGAGUCAGCAGAACGAGGGAGUGGUAUGCUUGACAAAGGAGGCACGCUUGCAUCUAACCAGGGGAAUCACACAUCAAAUUAUAGCUCUCGUGCAGCUACGAGGGAGGGACAUAGAGAUAGAGAAAGCAGUGUGCACAGCACUGCUAGGCGUCCUUCUCUCGUUGCCGGUACGGGUUCAGGAAAGGCUUCUGGCACGUCGACUAGCUCAUGGAGUCCAGCGUCAACCACUGCGAGCCGGUCGGUCUCAGGCACUGGCAGCUCGGGCGGGGUGUCUUCCACCGCAGCGUCCAGUUUUACCACCGAUCAGCGUUCGCCUCAGCCUGUGCAGUCGACACCUGCCUCUCUCCAGGACGAUGACAAUACCCUCAGCCAUGAAAGCAGCUCGAAGCACACCCUGGGUGCCAACGAAGAAGUCAUGAAGAGGCGAGCAACUGAUGAUGCCGCUGGACGGAAACCUGAUCCCCCAAAGAUCCCUCACUCCCGCUCCCAACCUGAGCCCAUCUCCCUUGCAAAACCAUCCCAGGAGGCAACUCGACCAUCGUCGCCUCCACAGGCCAAAACUCAGCACAAUAAUGCCCACCGUAGACCGAAUGUCCGGUCUCCACGGCACACGCAACCACCUACGCAGACGCAGCAACAGGCCCAGCAACAGCAUCCACACCAUCCUGGCCCCAUCGUGCUCCCCCCUCCAGUCACCAGCUUCCCGAUUUUGCCUCAUACGCUAUCACCCCAUGGAAUGAUGGUGCCCGUGGGUAUGGGCUCCCCUCUACAUCAUCCUGGGUCGCCAACGUACCACCCUGGUGCGACACCGACGAACGCUAACUCAAGCAUGGGGAUGUCCGCCGCUACCGCUGACAUGUCCGCCAGUUCGAGUUACGGAUAUGGUGGAAAUGGAUCAUACCCAGGUCAUGGCUUACACCCUUCGGUCGUUCCAAUGACACCGCAUGGACUGCCUCCAAUUACACCGUCCAUGCCGCCGUUUACGUUCUUACCGCAACCGUCGCCGAUUCACCAUCACCCAGACCAGAAUAGCUCUGGCAUACACUACGCCCACGCUAGCGUCAUGAGCAUGGGGAUGGGCGGGAUGACGCUUGGUAACUUACCCUCGCCCUCACAGGCAACCUUCACCCCGACCACCAUGGGACCCUCCUCUCCGCACCACAUCGUCCCGACGCACAUCCAGCAAACGUAUCAGCACGCGACACAUCCAGCUGUCCAUCACCACAUGAUGUCCUCCUUCUCCCCCGGCAUAGCAAUUUCCCCUGGCUCCGUGUACCGACCUGGUGGCCAGGGUAACCCUUUCAUAAACCCUGCUGUCGGCGCACCAGUGCAUAUGCACGUCCACGGCGGCCACCCACAAGCAAUGCAUAGUCCUGGUGCGAUGGGGAUGUAUGGAUACGGUGGCGGCAGUUUCUCCCCAGGCGAGAUUACGUUAGGACAAGAACCUGCGGGGUACUUUGAUAACGUCUAUCAGAUGCCGGUAUAUUAUGGACCAAUUGGACCCGCACCUGGGCCUAGCGGCGGGGCGAGCGAUAGCGUCGAGAGGGAGAUCAUGAAGACGCGUGAAGAGGGCGGUUCGGGUGGAGGCAACAGCCAGGCGGCAGCUGAGGCCGGGGCGCCGCAGCAGGACUUGGUGGAGAGUCCUGACGAAGUCGAUGAAGGAGAAGGUGGGACCAAGCCUUCGAGGACAUACUCGCUAUCCUCGAAGCGGCCUGAAGGCCUGGCUUUCCUGCACCGCUCUGAUUCUGAUCCCUCAGUAAAGACUCCAGGUGCAGGCCCCGGAUCUGGCGCUGUCACCGAAAAGUGA
Messenger RNA from Pleurotus ostreatus (oyster mushroom), 3942 nucleotides. RefSeq lists its product as uncharacterized. Gene Ontology annotation, molecular function: mRNA binding. The coding region runs from base 1 to 3942 and encodes 1313 amino acids. Gene Ontology annotation, biological process: regulation of mRNA stability involved in response to oxidative stress. The record is from RefSeq and is a predicted model, not a curated record. The transcript has 5 exons. NCBI's taxonomy places the organism in Eukaryota, Fungi, Basidiomycota, Agaricomycetes, Agaricales, Pleurotaceae. Gene Ontology annotation, cellular component: cytoplasm; post-mRNA release spliceosomal complex; nucleus.